Molecule: messenger RNA, 2630 nt
Organism: Megalopta genalis
Lineage: Eukaryota; Metazoa; Arthropoda; Insecta; Hymenoptera; Halictidae
Gene: Ssrp
Product: structure specific recognition protein
Biological process (GO): regulation of chromatin organization
Cellular component (GO): nucleus; FACT complex
Molecular function (GO): histone binding; DNA binding; nucleosome binding
Source: RefSeq, a predicted model, not a curated record
CUUAAGCUGUAACGCAUUUAUGUCCGCGGAAAAGUUUUGAAAGAGUCAGAUUGGCGUGCUGUGACUCCAGUAACGCAUGUAACGCAUGCAUUGUUGCGUUAUUUGGAACAAUUCUGAAUUCUCUUUGUUUGAAGAUAAGGUUAUGAGGUUAACUAUUAAGUAAUAGAGUUAAAUAAUAAGCAAGUUGUGCUUGAAUAAACUCGAAAAUGGAUUUUUUGGAGUACACGGAUAUAAUCGCAGAAGUGAAGGGAGCUAUGACUCCUGGACGACUAAAAUUAACAGAUCAGCACUUAAUUUUCAAAAAUCAGAAAACAGGAAAAGUAGAACAAAUUUCAGCAUCUGACAUGGAAAUGGUAAAUUAUCAAAAAUUCAUUGGUACCUGGGGGCUACGAAUAUUUUUGAAGAAUGGAACAUUACAUAGGUUUCGUGGUUUUAAAGAUUCUGAUCAAGAAAAAAUUGCAAAGUUUUUUGUACAAAAUUAUAAAAAAGACAUGUUGGAAAAGGAACUUAGUUUGAAAGGUUGGAAUUGGGGUACCGCAAGGUUUAACGGUUCAGUUUUAAGUUUUGAUGUUGGUCAUCAUACAGCAUUUGAAAUUCCACUAUAUGAUGUAUCUCAAUGUAAUACUGGUAAGAAUGAAGUUACUCUGGAGUUUCAUCAGAAUGAUGAUGCUCCUGUAAGUUUAAUGGAAAUGAGAUUUCAUAUUCCAGUUAGUGAUAGUGUAGAUCAAGAUCCUGUAGAAGCAUUUCAUCAACAAGUUAUGGAGAAAGCUUCUGUUAUUAGUGUCAGUGGAGAUGCUAUUGCUAUAUUUAGAGAAAUUCAGUGCCUAACACCACGUGGUCGUUAUGAUAUAAAAAUAUUUCAGUCAUUUUUCCAAUUGCACGGAAAAACAUUUGAUUACAAAAUUCCAAUGUCAACAGUUUUACGGCUUUUCCUUUUACCACAUAAAGACAGCAGACAGAUGUAUUUUGUCGUCAGUCUAGAUCCACCAAUUAAGCAAGGCCAAACUCGUUAUCAUUAUUUGGUAUUAUUGUUUAAUCAAGAAGAAGAGACUUCUAUUGAACUACCCUUCUCCGACAAAGAAUUAAAAGAAAAAUAUGAAGACAAGUUAACGAAAGAGCUGUCAGGACCAACAUACGAAGUGUUAGGAAAAGUAAUGAAAGUUAUAAUAAACAGAAAAAUCACUGGUCCUGGUAAUUUUACGAGUCAUUCUGGAGCUCUUUCAAUUAGUUGCUCUUUCAAAGCAGCCGCAGGUUCCCUCUAUCCUUUGGAAAGAGGUUUUAUUUACGUUCAUAAACCUCCUAUACAUAUUCGGUUCGAAGAAAUCGCAUCUGUAAACUUCGCUCGUGGAGGAGGCUCUACCAGAUCGUUUGAUUUCGAAAUUGAAUUAACCAGUGGUGUUGUUCACACAUUUAGUAGUAUUGAGAAGGAGGAAUAUGGAAAAUUAUUUGAUUUUAUUACUUCGAAGAAAUUGCGUGUUAAAAAUAGAGGCAAGAGUGAUAAACUAACCUACGAUAAUGACUUUGGUGAUAGCGAUCAAGAAGAUGAACCAGAUGCGUAUUUGGCAAGAGUUAAAGCUGAGGCCCAAGAAAGAGAUGCAGGAGAUAAUCAAGAUUCUGAAGAAGAGUCGACAGAUGAAGAUUUUAAUCCCAAUCAAGAUGAGAGUGAUGUAGCAGAAGAGUACGACAGUAAUCCCAACACUUCUGAAAGUGAAAAUGAUUCUGACGCUUCUGGAAAGAGUCAGAAGAAAGACAAAAAAGAAAAGAAAGAAAAGAAGGAAAAGAAAUCGAAGUCUGCUAAAACAGUGUCUGAAAAACCAAGAAAGCCUAGGAAGCAGAAAGCAGAAAGAGAUGCAAAUAAACCUAAGAGACCACCAACAGCAUUCAUGAUAUGGUUGAACAGUGCACGAGAAAAAAUUAAAGCAGAUAAUCCAGGAAUUGCGGUUACAGAAAUUGCCAAGAAGGGAGGAGAAAUGUGGAGAGAGCUCAAAGAUAAAUCUGAAUGGGAAGAGAAGGCAGCUAAGGCGAAAAAAGAAUAUGCGGCUUCAAUGAAAGAGUAUGUAGCUAGUGGAGGUGGUGAAGUGAAAGAAAAGAAAGAAAAAGGUGAAAAGAAAAAGAAGGAAGUGAAGAAAGAAUCUCCCAGUAAAUUGAUGUCAGGAAGUACUUUCAAGAGCAAGGAAUAUAUUAGUGAGGAUGACAGUAGUAGCGAUGAAGGCAACAAGAAAGCAGAAAAGAAACGUUCAGAUGAAGAUAGUGACGAAAACAAGGGAAAGAAAAGAGGAGACAAACGUGCUGCUACGGAAGAUGAUGAUAAAAAGGUAAAGAAAGAAAAGAAGGAUGAGUCUGAUGAAGGCAGUGAUGAAGAACCUAUUGAAAGUACUCCACCAUCCAGUGAUGCAGAAUCUAAGGAAAGUGAUUGAUUCAUUAUAAUUACUAUAUGUAUAUAUGUACUAUUAGUAUUUAAAAGAAUAUUAAAGUACAUUUCCACCUCAUAACUUUUUAAGUUAUACAACUAUGUUAUACUAAAUUUUUGUACUUGUGUUAUAGCAAUUUAUUUAAUUUUCUAUUUGUAUUCCGAAGAACAGUUUCUUGCGAAUUAACGAAUUGAUUAAAUGUUCAUUUAAGUAUUGAAA